This is a messenger RNA of Branchiostoma floridae (Florida lancelet), 3249 nucleotides long. RefSeq names its product NLR family CARD domain-containing protein 3-like. The transcript has 5 exons. Gene Ontology annotation, molecular function: protein binding. The coding region runs from base 1 to 3249 and encodes 1082 amino acids. The record is from RefSeq and is a predicted model, not a curated record. Lineage: Eukaryota; Metazoa; Chordata; Leptocardii; Amphioxiformes; Branchiostomatidae. Gene Ontology annotation, biological process: signal transduction.
AUGGCUGAGGGACAAGGUGCAGCUGGGUAUUCAGGUGAAACUGCAGGUGUCCGUAACUACUUCUAUUACACUAAGGAAAAGGUGAGCUCAGACUGGAAAGACCUGGCCUUCCAUCUUGGGUUGGAACAACCCGACAUCGACAACAUCGAAGGGAGAAACCGAGAUGACAAGUCUCGCUGUAUGGACCUGUUGGAGGAAUGGCUGAAGCGUAACGGAGAGAGAGCCACCAUAGAGGUCCUGAUGGAGGCUCUGUCUGAGGCAAACCUGCAGAGUGUUGUGGAUGGUCUGAGGAAGAAACUUCAAGAAAUGCCCUUUCCAGUUCCAAGUCCAGAGUCUUCUUCAUUGACAGAUGUGUUCCAGAAGUCUGUGAAGAAGUACUAUGAGUUGAAACUGUCUCACUUCAAGCCUCUGAUCUGGAAUGACAACUUCACACUUACCCUCAGUGAUAUCUUCACCCAGUUAGAGUUGGUACCAACAAGUGAAAAACAGUUCAAAACAUCAGAACCCACCAGAAGGGGACAAAGGAAAGAACUGAAGUCAUUAGACGACUUGUUCAAGUCAGAUGUCACAGGACUGACCACAGCACCAAGGUGCAUUCUGAUUGAGGGUGACGCUGGAGGGGGGAAGACAACGUUUCUGUCCAAAGAAGCCCUAGAUGCCGUCUCACAUACAACAGAGCUGGGCAGAAGACACAGCACUGUCCUUUUUAUCCGACUCCGAGAGGUGAGAGAGGGGGAGACCAUAGAGGAGAUGGUGUGGGACCAGUGUGUUGAUGAAACAACCGAGGGUAUUGAUGUACAAUCCAUCAGAACAAUCCUAAAGAGAAACAAGUACCGUGUGCUGUUCAUCCUAGAUGGGUAUGAUGAGCUGCGGCCUGAGGCCAGGGCAGCCGGGCAGGCCAUUCCCAAACUGUUGUCUGGCAAGUUGUACCCCAACAGCACGAUUGUGAUCACCUCCCGACCCUCAGCAGGAGUGCAGCAGUACACCCGGCCAGACUGUCAUGUGCACAUCAUGGGCUUCUCUCCUGAACAUAUGGUGAAAUAUGUGAGGAAAUAUUUCAUUAGAGAUCCUGAGCUGGCAGAGGAUUUCAUUGGGAAAUAUUUUACAAUCAAUCCAUUCCUCAACCAGAAAACAUUUCUUAAUGAUCAGAAACUCAGCUUAAUCCAGAUUCCAAUGUUCCUGAUGUUGGUCUGUGUGUUGUGGGAGGAGGACCAAGAGAUGGUGUCUACAGGAACAAUGACGGGGCUGUAUGACAACCUGCUGACAUGUCUGGUCAGAAAGCACUGUGAGCGGGAAGGAGUGGACAUGCCAACAGAAGGGCUACCUGCAGAGGUUGCUGAGUCAUUACUGCAGUUUGGCAAGCUAGCACUAGAGGCACUACUCAGGAAUGAGACCCUGCUUGAUCUUACAGAAGUAGAGAAAGAAAAGGUGAAUUGGGAGUUGCUGUUAAAGCUGGGUGUGGUCUCCUUGGAGGUGUCUUCCUCUAAAUUGCAUCCUAGGAAACAGCUGAACUUUUCCCACAAGACCAUGCAAGAGUUUCUGGCCGGGCGUUAUGUUGCUCAUGCUCUGUUGAACCAACACAUUGUAGAGCUGCUGCAGCUCACCUCCAUAACCAAGGUGUUUGAAGUCAGUAACCUGCUUCAGUUCACGUGUGGCUGUGACUCACGGGCAGCACAAGCUGUGAUGGAGGAAUUGAGCAAGAUCAGCAGCAAAGAGUUCACACACUUGAGACCAGAUCAAUUUGAAUGUUCAAAUGUGCCAAAGGAUCAAGACUUGCAAAAGUCCUGCAAAACAUAUGAAGAGUUUGCAGCAUUGUGCCUAACUAUCCUUAGUGAGAGACAAGAACCAGAAGUGCUUCAGGGCAUCAGUCAGGCCCUCCCAAUUGUCAUGCUGAACAGCUCCAUUAACAGUAGGGAAGCCACAGGUCUGAAGUAUUACAUACAAAAUCUUCAUUCAGCAAACCUGCCAGACAGGCUCAUACUUAGGAUCGGUGGAUACACUGACAGCAGCUACGCAAUUCAGUACCUUCAGCAGUGUUUUACAGCUUCACUCCCUGGACUUAGAUUGGACUUAAAACUAUCAGGACAGUUUGACUCACCUGAUGAGACUGCCAGGCUGGUUUCAGUUCUGAAGAAUGUUCCUGGUCUGAGGGUGCUGGAUCUGUCAGGAACAGCCCUGUCACAUACAGGACUAACACCAUCAUCACUCCAGCCACUUGUGCAGGGGUUCAGCCACAUGUCUCUGUUAGAGGAGCUGGAUCUUACUUGGAACCAUGACCUUGGUGAUGCUGGGAUGGAAGUCCUGCAGGUUUUGCUGUCCAGUGUUCCACGUCUGGCUGUACUCCGUCUAAGGAGUGUCAGCAUGACAGCUGUGGGCAUGUCAUCCCUGGCUCCCUACAUGCACCACCUAGUGGGACUGAGAGUACUGGAUAUAACUGGUAAUAAGAUCGGUGACACUGGGCUGGAAUCUCUCACCACCGUCCUCCCCAUCUUCACAGCCAUGAUGGUGUUGGUCCUGAAGAGGAUCGGUAUCAGCCCCACAGGCAUGAGCACACUGGUCCCUGCACUGUGUCAGCUAACCAGACUGAUCAAACUGGACAUCAGUGGUAAUGCCAUAGGAGACCCUGGGCUGGAAUGCCUGGCUGCUAUCCUCCACAACCUCACAGCCAUGAAGGUGUUGAUUCUCAGGAGUACAGAUAUCAGUGACAGCGGAAUAUCAGCCCUGAUCAAAGCUGUGCCUCACCUGGUGCAAUUACAGGUGUUGAAUGUGAGUCUCAAUUACAUAGGGGACUCAGGGAUUGUCUCACUGGUGCAAACACUCUGCCAGCCCAGCAGUUUGGACAUGGAGCAAAACCCACCUGGUGACAAGAGUCUGACCACAGCCCCUCAUUAUAACACCACACUACAGGAGCUGUACAUUGGGGAGAAUGACGAAGUAACAGGAGCCGGACUGGGGAGGGUCGCACAGCUCAUCAGCGUACUGCCAGCACUGACCAGGCUGGACAUGUCUCGUCGCUGGGACACACCUGCACACCUGUCUGACACCGCUGCCAUGGCUCUGGCUGAGGCUCUACCCAGACUCCCUGCCCUGGAGCGGCUGGACCUGGAGCACAUCUCCAUGGAGCCUGCAGGGUUCCAGGCUGUGGUGCAGGCUGCUGAGGAACACCCUACACUGAAGUGGCUGUACUACACUGAGCGUCUAGUUCCUGAGGGAGCGGACACCACAGCCAGCUGCCUGGAUCUGUGGUAA